AUGGGGCCGUGGGGCAGCAGCUCUAGGGGCCUGAAACCAUCUGCAGCUGGCUCAGCUCGCUGUGCUGCGCCGUCUCUGCUCGCUCUUCCCUUAACUCGCGUCGGCCUCUCCGCUCGAGGUGCCCUCCGCGGUGCCCCUCUGGGGCCGGCGGUGCUGGUGAAAUAUUACAGACACUUGGCACCUGAUCACUUGCUUCAAAUAUGCCAUCGACUUGGACCACUUCUAGAGCAAGAAAUUCCCCAAAGUGUCCCUGGAGUGCAGACGUUAUUAGGAGCUGGCAGACAGUCCUUGCUGCGUACAAACAAAAGUUGCAAACAUGUUGUGUGGAAGGGAUCUGCUCUUGCUGCUCUGCAUUGUGGAAGGCCUCCAGAGUCCCCUGUAAAUUAUGGCAGUCCACCAAGUAUAGUGGAUACCCUGUUUUCAAGAAAACUAAAUGGAAAAUACAGACUUGAACGCCUUGUUCCAACUGCAGUCUAUCAACAUAUGAAGAUGCACAAAAGAAUUUUAGGACACUUAUCUUCUGUAUACUGUGUAACCUUUGAUCGGACUGGGAGGCGAAUAUUUACUGGUUCAGAUGAUUGCCUUGUAAAAAUCUGGGCAACUGAUGAUGGAAGGUUGUUGGCUACCCUGAGAGGCCAUGCAGCUGAAAUAUCUGAUAUGGCAGUAAACUAUGAAAACACCAUGAUAGCUGCUGGAAGCUGUGAUAAAAUGAUCAGAGUUUGGUGCCUUCGAACUUGUGCACCCUUAGCAGUUCUGCAGGGCCACAGUGCAUCUAUAACAUCAUUGCAGUUCUCUCCACUGUGCAGCGGCUCAAAGAGAUACUUAUCUUCAACCGGGGCAGAUGGAACAAUAUGCUUUUGGCUCUGGGAUGCUGGGACCCUUAAAAUAAAUCCAAGGCCAACAAAGUUUACAGAACGUCCUCGGCCUGGAGUCCAAAUGAUCUGUUCUUCUUUUAGUGCUGGUGGAAUGUUUUUGGCCACUGGGAGUACAGAUCACAUCAUUAGGGUUUAUUUCUUUGGAUCAGGUCAGCCAGAGAAGAUAUCAGAGUUGGAGUUUCAUACUGACAAAGUUGACAGCAUUCAGUUUUCUAAUAGUAGUAGCAGGUUUGUGAGUGGAAGCCGUGAUGGAACAGCACGAAUCUGGCAAUAUAAGCGAAGGGAAUGGAAAAGCAUUUUGUUAGAUAUGGCUACUCGCCCAGCAGGGCAAAGUUUGCAAGGAAUUGAAGAUAAAAUCACAAAGCUGAAGGUGACCAUGGUGGCCUGGGACCGCCAUGACAACUCCGUUAUCACUGCAGUAAAUAACAUGACUCUGAAAGUUUGGAAUUCUUUCACUGGUCAACUCAUUCAUAUUCUCAUGGGGCAUGAAGAUGAAGUGUUUGUGCUUGAACCUCAUCCGUUUGAUCCAAGAGUUCUCUUCUCUGCUGGACAUGAUGGAAAUGUCAUAGUUUGGGAUUUGGCAAGAGGGGUCAAAAUCCGGUCUUACUUCAACAUGAUUGAAGGACAAGGCCAUGGUGCAGUUUUUGACUGCAAGUGCUCUCCUGAUGGACAGCAUUUUGCAUGUACUGAUUCUCACGGUCACCUUCUGAUUUUUGGCUUUGGUUCCAGUAGCAAAUAUGACAAGAUAGCAGAUCAGAUGUUCUUUCAUAGUGAUUAUCGGCCCCUUAUCCGUGAUGCCAACAACUUUGUCCUGGAUGAACAGACACAACAGGCUCCACACCUUAUGCCUCCCCCAUUUUUGGUUGAUGUGGAUGGCAACCCUCAUCCUGCAAGGUAUCAAAGACUAGUUCCUGGUCGUGAGAACUGCAGGGAGGAACAGCUUAUUCCUCAGAUGGGAGUGACAUCUUCAGGAUUGAAUCAAGUUCUUAGUCAGCAAGCAAACCAAGAAGUGAGUCCGUUGGAUAGCAUGAUUCAAAGGUUCAAGCAGGAGCAGGACCAGAGACGUUCUGUGGAGGCAGGAACCAGUAGUACCAGCCGCAUCAGCAGAGGGUCUGUAAGUUCUACCUCAGAAGUACAUUCACCACCAAAUAUAGGAUUGAGACGCAGUGGACAGAUCGAAGGUGUGCGUCAGAUGCACAGCAAUGCACCAAGAAGUGAAAUAGCCACUGAGAGGGACCUGGUGGCUUGGAGUCGCAGGGUUGUGGUGCCUGAACUAUCUUCUGGUGUGGCCAGUAGGCAGGAAGAAUGGAGAACAGCAAAGGGAGAAGAAGAAAUAAGGGUGUAUCGAUCAGAAGAGAAAAGAAAACAUGUAAUGAGUCACAUUCCAAGAGAAAGCAAAAUACCUACUUUCACUAAGAACCAUUCUCAUGAUAACCUGUUAGACACUAGUGACUCAAAAAAGCAACAAGCAAAUCAGCACAACUACCGUACAAGAUAUGCAGUAGAAGAAACUGCAAGACCUGCUGAAGAGUUGGAAAAUGGACACAGUUCCUCAGAUGAAGGGGAAGUAGUUGUUGCCAGUGGUGGAACAUCAGAAGAUGAUGAAAGAGCAUGGCACAGUGAUGGCAGUUCUAGUGACUAUUCUAGUGAUUAUUCUGACUGGACAGCAGAUGCAGGAAUCAAUUUGCAACCACCAAAGAAAAUUCCUAAAAUUAAAACAAAGAAAGCAGAAAGUAGUUCAGAGGAUGAAGAAGGACCUGAAAAACAAAGGAAGCAAAUUAAAAAGGAAAGGAAAAAGGGUAUUGAAGAGAAAGAUGGACCGUCAACAUCACCAAAGAAGAGGAAACCCAAAGAGAGAAAACAAAAGAGGCUGGCUGUAGGAGUUCUGACAGAAAAUGGUUUGACCCUAGAGGAGUGGCUGCCUUCAGCAUGGAUUACAGACACUGUUCCUCGCCGGUGCCCAUUUGUGCCACAGAUGGGGGAUGAGGUCUACUAUUUCCGACAAGGUCAUGAAGCAUAUGUGGUCAUGGCCAAGAAGAACAAAAUAUAUAACAUUAAUCCCAAGAAACAGCCAUGGCACAAAAUGGAAUUACGGGAGCAAGAGCUGAUGAAAAUAGUUGGGAUUAAGUAUGAAGUGGGAUUGCCUACUCUCUGCUGUCUUAAACUAGCUUUUCUUGACCCUGAUACGGGUAAACUGACUGGAGGAUCAUUCACCAUGAAGUACCAUGAUAUGCCAGAUGUCAUAGAUUUCCUAGUUUUGAGGCAACAGUUCGAUGAUGCAAAGCAUAGGCGAUGGAACAUAGGUGAUCGUUUCAGGUCAGUGAUAGAUGAUGCUUGGUGGUUUGGAACAAUUGAAAGCCAGGAACCUCUUCAGCCUGAUUAUCCUGAUAGCUUGUUUCAGUGCUACAAUGUCUGCUGGGACAAUGGUGAUACUGAGAAGAUGAGCCCUUGGGACAUGGAGCUGAUACCAAGUAAUGCUGUGUUUCCAGAAGAACUGGGAACUAGUGUUCCUUUAACAGAUGAUGAGCGUAGAACACUGCUCUACAAACCUCUGGAUGGAGAGUGGGGAUCCAGGACACGGGAUGAGGAGUGUGACAGAAUUAUUGCAGGGAUAAACCAGCUUAUGACUCUGGAUAUUGCUUCUGCAUUUGUGGCACCUGUGGAUCUUCAGGCUUACCCAAUGUAUUGCACUGUUGUGGCAUAUCCCACAGACCUCAGUACCAUUAAGCAAAGACUGGAAAGCAGAUUUUACAGGCGCCUUUCUUCGUUGAUGUGGGAAGUCAGGUACAUCGAACAUAACACUCGCACGUUUAAUGAACCUGGAAGUCCUAUUGUCAAAUCUGCCAAAUUCGUCACAGAUCUUCUGCUGCACUUCAUAAAAGACCAGAGUUGCUAUGACAUAAUUCCAUUAUACAAUGCGAUGAAGAAGAAAGUGUUGUCUGACUCUGAUGAGGAAGAAGAGAAAGAUACAAAUGUGCCAGGAACUUCCACUAGAAAAAGAAAGGAUCAUCAGCCGAAGCGGCGGCUGCGUAACAGAGCUCAGUCGUAUGACAUUCAGUCAUGGAAGAAGCAAUGCCAGGAGCUGCUGAAUCUCAUUUUUCAGUGUGAAGACUCUGAACCAUUUCGACAACCAGUGGAUCUUCUUGAAUAUCCAGAUUAUAGAGAUAUUAUUGACACUCCUAUGGAUUUUGCUACUGUUAGAGAAACACUGGAAGCUGGCAACUAUGAGUCACCAAUGGAGUUAUGUAAAGAUGUGAGACUUAUUUUCAGCAAUUCCAAGGCCUAUACACCGAGUAAAAGAUCAAGGAUCUACAGCAUGAGCUUGCGCCUUUCUGCUUUCUUUGAAGAGCACAUAAGUUCCAUUUUAUCAGAUUAUAAAUCUGCCCUGCGCUUUCAUAAAAGGAAUACAAUAAAGAAACGAAGGAAAAAAAGAAGCAGAAGCAGCUCAGUUUCCAGUAGUGUUGCAUCCAGCCCUGAAAGGAAGAGGAGAUUAAUCAAACCUCAGCUGAAGGCAGAAACUUCUGCCACCUCAUCAUCUUCUGUCCCUGCUCGGUCAAUAGCACUGAGACAUGCUCCACCUCAGAUGAAUGGAAAAGCAGCUGAAACCUCUUCCCUUGUGCGGACUAGAAGCAAUAGGAGCACAACAGAUGUGGCUGUUACAGAGCAACCAUCUACUUCUUCAGGAGCAAAGCCUUUAACUAUAAAGCCUUUAAUUACCAAGCCUAAUAUCACUGCAGGGUCAGGAAAGUCAGUACUGGAGAAUUCAACCAAACAUUCCAAGAAUCAGAAUAUUGUAUCAAACCCUACUCAAACUGAUUACAGUCAUAACACUAGGAAUAACUCCACAAGAGAAAAUCCCGAAAAAGAGAAGCAAAUCAAGCGCAAAGUAAAAUCUUCCACUGUUAAUCAACAAGCAGAAUGCAAGAAUAAUGCCUUGGCAUCAGGAAGCAUUCAGGUAAAUGGACAUGGAGGACAGCCCUUGAAACCUCCAGUUAAAAGAGGUCCUGGACGGAAACCGAAGGUGGAGACUAAUAACAGUAGCUGUGAGGUGGUGGUGCACAAGAAAAGAGGCAGGAAACCAAAAAAGCUACAACUUCUUGAACAGCAGAAGGUUGCAGAGCAGAAUACAAUCCAGCCCACAAGGGACAUACCGGAGGAAGCCUCUGUUUCUACUGCAUGCAAUUCUCUUUCUGAAAAUAAUGUGAAGGAAGACUUGUUACAAAAAAAAGGCCGUGGGGGUAGAAAGCCAAAAAGGAAGAUGAAGACCCGUAAGCCAGGCUCGGACCUCCUAGUUCCUGCCAAUGUUAAAAUGCAAACAAGAAGCAGGAGGAAAAAGACAGAUGAGCCUAUGGACGAGGGGUCUGAAGAGCUUAAAGAUUCUGAACCUCACAUGAGAACUAGAAACCAGGGUAGGAGGACAGCCUUUUACAAUGAAGAUGACUCUGAGGAGGAGCAAAGGCAGCUAUUGUUUGAAGACACCUCCUUAACUUUUGGAACGUCUAGCAGAGGCAGAGUCCGAAAGUUGACUGAAAAAGCAAAAGCUAAUUUAAUUGGUUGGUAA
Acanthisitta chloris (rifleman) is the source of this 5436-nucleotide messenger RNA. It is a transcript of the gene PHIP, whose product is annotated as pleckstrin homology domain interacting protein. Lineage: Eukaryota; Metazoa; Chordata; Aves; Passeriformes; Acanthisittidae. Gene Ontology annotation, biological process: regulation of transcription by RNA polymerase II; cytoskeleton organization; regulation of cell shape. Gene Ontology annotation, cellular component: nucleus. The transcript is spliced from 37 exons. Gene Ontology annotation, molecular function: protein binding. The record is from RefSeq and is a predicted model, not a curated record. Bases 1 to 5436 code for a protein of 1811 amino acids.